GGAAUUUUUUACGAUGAACCUAAUCGUGCAUAAUAACUUAGAUAUUAUGUUCCCAACAAGAGCUCACCGCAAGUUACCUAUUUAAUUUAAUAAAUCUUUAAGUGUUAAGGUAACUAUAGCGAAGUGUGUACUCGAUCCUUUUGCUUACUGUACUGGUUACGUGUUCAGUAAUAAGGGAAGAUAUUCGAAGGACGACUUCAAUAUUUCAGUGGAACUCCUGUCGCUGAAGAAGAUCUCUGAUUUUUUCAAGGACCAAAAUUAUAAUCGAAAUGGACAAAAAGGACGACGAUGCUGGCACGUCGUAUUCCUCGGCACGUUCCUCCAGUCACUGCAUGUCCAGAAGAUCGACCAUCUUCAUCGUGGUGUUCCUCUUCGUGGUGUUGGUGUGUGCGGGGUUUCUGGUCCACUUCUGUUGGCCAGGAGCGAAGGAGCCUUCGUAUCCAGAAGAUCACGACAUCAGGCUUCCCCGGUCAAUUUUCCCAGUCAGCUAUGAGCUGUGGCUGCAGCCGUUUAUUAACGGUAAUUUCACAAUACUGGGCGCUGUCAACAUCGUGAUUAACGUCACCAUCCCAACGGAUAACGUGACGCUCCACAUCAGCGACAUCAUCACAAAAAAUGAAACUGUAACGAUCCAUUCUCUACAUGACCUGGACGGUCCUGGUAUUAGGAUAAAAAAACAGUCGUACGACCAUGAGAAGAAUUUCUACGUUGCGCUGCUCGAAGAGGCACUCGAACCUGGCCGAUCAUACAAGUUUCACAUGGAAUAUGAAGGAUAUCUUAAUGAUCAACUAAACGGUUUCUACAGAUCGUCCUACACAAGAUCGGACGGAAGCUUGGUCUUAUUGGCAGCCUCGCAGUUUGAACCAGUUGACGCUAGAAGAGCGUUUCCAUGCUUCGACGAACCUGCGAUGAAAGCCACUUUCGACAUCCACAUAGCCAGGGAGUCCAACAUGACGGCAAUUUCCAACAUGCCUAAAAUUAACACCACUGCUUUCGGUGAAAAUAGUCAAUGGAUGUGGGACCACUUCGGUACAACCUUGCCCAUGUCAACCUACCUCGUGGCGUUCGUAGUGUCGGACUUCCAGCAUGUCGAGUCCAACUACAACGAUCACAUCAAGUUCAGAGUGUGGGCCCGCCAGGACGCCAUUAACCAGACAUGGUACGCAAGUAAAACUGGACCUCAGGCUUUGAGCUUUUUUGAAAAUUACUUCAACAUCUCCUUUCCUCUGCCCAAACAAGACAUGAUCGCCUUACCUGACUUCUCAGCCGGAGCCAUGGAAAACUGGGGGCUUAUAACUUACAGAGAAACUGCUCUGCUUUUGAACCCUGUUGGAUAUUCAGCCUCCAGCCACAGUAGAGUAGCGAACGUGAUCGCGCACGAGCUGGCGCACCAGUGGUUCGGAGACCUGGUCACCAUGGAGUGGUGGUCAGACUUGUGGCUCAACGAAGGAUUCGCCACGUACAUGGCUUACCUCGGAACCAAUUCGGUCGAACCAGACUGGAAUGUGCUGGACACCUUCGUAGUCACGGAUCUACAGAACGUUUUCGCCCUAGACUGCCUUGAAUCUUCUCAUCCAAUCAGCGUCGCAGUUGAAUUUCCCAACGACAUCAACCAGCUGUUCGACGAUAUUUCAUACUCUAAAGGUGCUUCUAUCAUACGGAUGAUGAAUCAUUUCUUGACCGAAGAAACUUUUAAAGCCGGACUGACAAAAUAUCUCAAUGUUCACCAGUUCGGCAACGCCGCACAGGACGAUCUCUGGCAAUGUUUGACUGAACAAGGACGCGCUGAUGGCACCUUACCGGAACACCUCUCAGUCAAAACCAUCAUGGAUACCUGGACGCUGCAGAUGGGAUACCCUGUCAUAUCUGUGCACCUCUCGCGUGACGGACAAGCGACACUCACGCAGAAGCGAUUUUUAAUGGUCAACACUUCAGUUUCGACUGAUACCCACGAUUACAAAUGGUGGAUACCAAUCACAUUCACCACUCAGGACUCUCCAGACUUUUCCGUCACCAAAGCAUCUCACUGGAUGCCUGCUUUGGGAAGCAGUUACGUCAUCGAUGGUUUACCGACGAAUCAAUGGCACCUUUUUAAUCUCGAGCAAACUGGAUAUUACAGAGUUAACUAUGGCGUUGAAAAUUGGAACCUUUUAAUCAACCAACUCCAGGACAACUCAUCCGUUUUGUCUCUCGUCAGCCGAGCGCAACUGGCCGAUGAUUCCUUCGACCUGGCAAGAGCGGGUGAACUUGACUAUGACAUUCCAUUGCAAAUAAGUUCUUAUUUAGAAGCAGAAAAAGAAUUCGUUCCAUGGAGUGCUGCUCUCAGUAACCUGGCGUACUUGGAGAAUAUGUUUACUCGCACUAGAGGCUACGUUGCUCUCAGGAAUUACCUCCUUGGGAUCCUAAUUCCACUCUACAAUGACGUCGGAUUUGAGGACAAUCCAGACGACACUCAUUCGCUGCAGAACAAGAGGGUAUUGGCCGUAGCCUGGACCUGCGCGCUCGAGUAUAGUGACUGCGUCGUAAAAUCCGUCUCUUCGUAUGCCAACUGGAUGGCAAACCCAACCAAAAUAUCGGACAUCUCUGACAAUUUGAAGCCCACGAUAUAUUGCACUGCAAUUGCGAGAGGCGGAGAGGACGAGUGGAACUUCGCGUGGUCGCAGUACCGCCUUUCGAACGUCGCCUCUGAGAAAGCCACACUCCUGGGCGCACUUGGCUGCUCCAGAGAAAUAUGGAUUCUGGCGAGGUUCCUGGAGAUGGCGUUCACGGAGGGUAGCGGCAUCAGGAAGCAAGAUGCCACGCGUGCUUUCAGUGCCGUCGCUGCUAACGACGUGGGUCGAGAUCUUGCAUGGGACUUCCUCAGAAACAACGUCAUGUGGAUCUCAAACUAUCUUCAAACAUUUACGGCGGUUAGCGCACUGGUUACUGAUGCCGCGUCUGAAUUCAACACUCCUCUAAACUACCAGGAGCUGUUGAAAUUCAAGAGUGAUUUCUCGGAAGAGCUUGGCAGUGCAACUUACGCCAUCGAUCAGAGCAUCGAGAACACAUCCAACAACAUCGCCUGGAUGGACAACUACUACGACUACAUCGUCAACUGGCUGCAUGAUCAUGGAUACGAAUGAAGGCUUAGCAGUUGCUCGAUCAGCAUCCACGAUUCAACCGACCUGCAUCCACGAUUAAACUGUCCAGCAACCACGAUUCAACCGACCAACAUUCACAAUUCAACCGACCAGCAUCCACGAUUCAACCAUCCAGCAUCCACGAUUCAACCGUCCAGCAUCCACGAUUCAACCGACCAGCAUCCACAAUUCAACCGAUCAGCAUCCACGAUUCAACCGACGAGCAUCCACGACUCAACCGUCCAGCAUCCACGAUUCAACCUACCAGCAUCCACGAUUCAUCCGUCCUGCAUCCACGGUUCAACCGGCCAGCAUCCACGAUUCAACCGACCAGCAUCCACGAUUCAACCGCGCUGCAUCCACGAUUCAACCGACCGGCAUUCACGAUUCAACCGGCCUGCAUCCACGGUUAAACUGACCAGCAUCCACGAUUCAACCGACCUGCAUCUACGAUUCAACCGACCAGCAUUCACGAUUCAACCGGCCAGCAUCCACGAUUGUGUUGGUGUGGAUCAGGUUGAUCUGCGUUAGAUUAUUCUGUUGAACUGCGGCAGAUUAUUCUGUUGAUCUGCAGUAGAUUAUUCUGUUGAUCUUGGGUAAAUUAUUCAUGUAGUGGAUCAAGCACCAUAUCCUGAAAGCAGAGGUGAUGCGUGAUUGAGACAUUUAUUAAUCGGUGACUUGGUUGAUGAUAUAUUGAACGAAAAAUAAUUCUUUUGUUAAAAUUUGCAGUUCGUUCGUUCAAAUUAGAGUUUUGUAAACUGUAAAAGGGAUCUUACUAUGAAAGUUCGACUAUGUGAUGUAAAUUUAGUCCUAUAUAGUAGGUAUUCGUUUUGCGUUUUAAACAAAAAUUAUUAGCGAAGAAUGAAUAAGCAUAGAAAAAACUCAUAUUUGAUUAUAGCACUUUGAAUGAAAAUUAUAUUCCUUGGUUCGAGUGUAUUCAAUCAGGCCUGGCAGAAUAGAAACAAUUUUCGUGUAUUGUUUUUCCUUGAGGUUCCUAAGCGAUCAAGUGAUUACUAAGCGAGAACGUUUCCAAGUCACUCCUUCCACUAUAAAGUUCUUUAUCUUCAAAUUGUGUCUUUUGCUCUUCGGUAAACUGAUAUCAUCUCAACAGAAACUUCCUUACACUCAGGGUGACUUAGCGUAGAUCGAGUAAUUGGUUAAUUAUAUUUAUAUAUCUAAGGUAAUAGUUAAGAGUAAGGGCAGGAUUUUCACAUCAUACUUGAUUAGUAUUUUCUUUACAAGACACUACCUUCAUAAAAAUUUAAUACACGUGUGUAUUUGCAGUAACCGUGAAUAUUUCUGGUAUUUAGUGUUGCACUUUUAGAAAUGAUUUAAUGUGCCUUCUUGUACAAUGUACAUUACAAUAUGCACUUUUCGGAAGCUCUUUAAUUU
Molecule: messenger RNA, 4511 nt
Organism: Hyalella azteca
Lineage: Eukaryota; Metazoa; Arthropoda; Malacostraca; Amphipoda; Hyalellidae
Product: aminopeptidase N
Exons: 17
Coding region: 270-3122 (950 amino acids)
Biological process (GO): peptide catabolic process; proteolysis
Cellular component (GO): cytoplasm
Molecular function (GO): zinc ion binding; metalloaminopeptidase activity; peptide binding
Source: RefSeq, a predicted model, not a curated record